Messenger RNA from Aspergillus aculeatinus CBS 121060, 2646 nucleotides. RefSeq names its product nitrogen permease regulating protein NPR2. The transcript has 6 exons. The record is from RefSeq and is a predicted model, not a curated record. Bases 1 to 2646 code for a protein of 881 amino acids. Gene Ontology annotation, molecular function: GTPase activator activity. Gene Ontology annotation, cellular component: GATOR1 complex; vacuolar membrane. Gene Ontology annotation, biological process: negative regulation of TORC1 signaling; positive regulation of autophagy. Lineage: Eukaryota; Fungi; Ascomycota; Eurotiomycetes; Eurotiales; Aspergillaceae.
AUGCACAAACCAUCGCUGGCUCAAAUCGUGCACAGCGCACUGUUCCCACGGCCGCGUGCGAGCGACCCGGCAACAUUCUCAGCUCAUAUCACCCGUAAUCUGGUCCCAGAAGUCCGCGUUGAAACGUCCACCUUCUAUGGAUCGCUCGACUGCAUCGAAGCUCAAUAUCCGGGACUAGACUACUCACAUGGCCCUCACCGCAUGAGGCUCAGCCGGUUUCCCUGGCAUCGCAGACUGUUCCGGGCCUUCGAUGAGUUGGGCCUGACAGAGGCGGAGAUCUCGUCCCUCUGCCGCUGGGAGGGAACCAAGUCAGCCCGUGAGCGAUAUGAGAUCGAGGAGGGCGUGAAGGUACGCGACACGACUGCAGAUAGUAUUCGACCUGCAUCCCCUUCUCCUCUUCCGUCCGUCGAAGUGCACUACGAGGACGGCCCGGAACCCGCCAAAGAACCGGAACGCAGAGCAGAGAUGCCGACCCCCGAAGUUCGCACCCCAAGCGACGUCAUUGAUGACCGCGGCAUCGACUGUAUCCUCGAAGAAACCGUCGAGGAAGAUUACAGCGAGGAUGAAAUGGAAAGCUGCGGGGUGGAGCUGAACCAUCGUCUACUGGCCGCAAGCGCUGCGCGCGAACAGGGUGCCAAUGUACCACUGGACGAAGACUGGGAACAAUGGUUGAAGGAAGCCGGGGAACGGGGAAGCUAUACUGACGUGGUGAAUGCAAUUCGAAUGGGUCAGCCCUUGGGAUACCUAUACGACAUACCAUCCUCGAUGCCUCACAUGGGAGGCCAUCCCCAACUCCUCAUCCGACCACCCCCUGUUCUCCCCGCACCCAGUGUCAUCAUGAUCAAAGCCAUCUUCUACAGCAAGUUCGACACCCAAGAGGGUCCUAAGGUCGUUCACCAGGUCCCAGACGGUGCUAUCGUUCCCUCCGCCGCCGCGCCCUCGCAGCCCCCCUUCCUGACCUUCUCCGACAUCUCCUUCUUCGUGAUCCCUCGGCAAGAACUUUGCGGGAACCUGAUUCAGGUUUGCACCAAUGGCUACCGUAUCCUGGGCUACCCGAUCUGUAUGAAGUCGCUCCGCUAUGACCGCAACGAGUUCAUCUUCAACUUCUGUGUGGUGCUGGCGGAAGAGGAGGAUUUCAGCACCUACAAGAGUGUUGUGCAGAAGCUCGCGGAUCUGAUGCACGGAUUGGAAGAACAGAAUGGAUUCUUGUCCAGAGAUCAUUCAAAAUCCGGCGAAGGCAAGGUAUAUAGCUUGUGCGAGACUUUGAUGGAGGACUUGAACAACUACUGCGAAUGCAUGAUCCCUAUCGACGAGCUGAAUACCCUCAACAUCAAACUUUUCCCAAUCUAUCCGGCUCCUCCGCCAGUCAAGGCCUGGCAGGUCCCGUUAUUCACGGUCCGAUAUCAGACGUUCAUGGAUGAGAACUGGGAUCUGACCAUGCAACGUAUCGUGUCCCACAUCAACGGAGUCAACAGCGUACGGAUCAUCUCCAUCCUGGCCGACACCGACUUCUCCCUAACCUGUCGAGCCAUCCGGCACCUCCUCUACUACGGGUGUCUGUUUCUGCUCGACAUCUUCUCCUUCUCAGCGAUUUAUGCGCCUACCGCGCAGUUCAGCUCGACCAUCGCCAUGGACGAGGACAUGCAACAUGAAUGUGCGCGUUACGUCAACACCUCCUUUGCCUCGCCCGUCACUGCCGCAUCCGCCGCCCUCGCCGCCGGCUCCGACCCGGACGCCGUCUGGCCGCCGGUGGGCGACGUGCUCACCACCAGCAGCGCCAGCGUGACCGCGCCCAGCCGCACCCCAAGCCCGACCCUCCUCUCCAAUGCCGUGAUGGCCACCUCAUCCAGCGUCACCGUCACCCCCAGCCCGGCCGCAGUAGCUGCCGCGGCCGCAACGUCCGUAUCAUCCGAGCCCAACCCUGGCACCUCCCAAACCCGCGUACCCUACGAGAACCGCCCGGUGGUAGACGGCGCCGGUCUGGUCUCGCUGUACGCCAGCCUCAAACAAGGCCAAAACGUCAAGCAAUGGUACCUCCAUCACAGCCGCGAACUCUCGCACAUCGACAUCCGCCGCUUCAUCACCUUCGGCGUCAUCAAGGGCUUCAUCUACCGCGUGCACAAAUACGCCGUCGCCACGGGCCAACCGGCCCCCCCACUCAAGGCCUCUGCCCUUUCCCACAAUUACCACUACCACAACAACACCCAGAACAACCGCCACCACCACCACCAUCAAAGCCCCGCAAUCACCCCCGCAGGCGGGGGAACGCUCCAGAUCCCCAUCUCCAGCGGCCCCUCCUCGCGCGGCCCCGGCACGGGCACGAAUUCCCCGUACGCGUCGAGCGCAGGCGACGAACCGGCGCCGAUUGCACAGCACAGCCAGCACCAGCACCGCCAACACCAUCACUCAGAAGGACGGGAGCACUCGACCUCCGUACACAGCGGAAGUCGUCCGGGGACGGUGGCGACACUCGACAACAACGAGGACGACGAGGACGAGGACGAGAUCGACGACAAGACGCUCUCCAAGUAUCUGGACGGGAUGCAUUGUUUCGAUCAGAUCUGCACGGAGCUUGAGAUCAGCGAGCGCGAGCUCACGGCGCGGUUGAAGCGGUUCCCCGGCGAGGUGUUGAUCAUCCAUCGGUGA